GAUAAUACACAGGAAAAUCUUUUUAGCACUGCAAGGGUCAGGUAUUUCCAGCCACUACCUGUUCCCAGCUUACAUGAGUUUGCCAAGAUCUUCCAGGGUGCCUUCCAUCCUCUUUGCAGGAUGGACAAAAGAUGGAAUAGACUAUUACAAGAUCCUGGGGGUCACUCAAAAUGCCUCCCAUGAUGAUAUUAAAAUGGCGUACAGAAUGCAGCUGAAGAAGUGGCAUCCUGAUAAAAACCUGGAUAACAAAAAAGAGGCUGAAGAGAAGUCAAAGGAGAUAAUGGAAGCAUACAAAGUGCUGUCAAAUGAGAACAAACAUAACCUUCCCUGUUCCCUCAGUGAUAAACAGAAUGAAACUGGUGUGCUGUCUGCUCAUGAGAAACCCAAGAACAGUAGCCCAAGAAAAGAGGAAUCCCACACAAAAUUGGAUAAACAGAGCAUUCAAGAAACUGAGUCCACUUCAGAGGAUGACAGCGGCUCGUGUUGUGAAUAUGACGACUCAACCUUUGAAUCUACUGAUGAGUCAUUGCAGUCGGAGGAUAAGCUCAGUCUUGAAUCUGGAAAGUCACAUAGUGAAUCAAAAUCUGAGUCCAGUUCUGAAAUUAGUGAGUCCAGCGAACUUAGUGCAGACUCCGAAUCUGAGUUUAACCAUUCAGACCCUGCCAAGUCCCUUCCCGCAUGUGUGCGGGAGAAGUCCCAGACAAAGCAAAAUAAAUUAUUUGCCAAAGAAGCAGAUUUUCAGGCCAGGAAUUAUCUCAGGAGAAGAAAUGGGUUGCAGACUGAGAUGAAAAGAGGCUAUAGUGUGAAAAGCGAGCUGCAUGUUAAGAACAGGAAGUUCAGCCGAGAGCCUCUUAGUGAAAAUAGUGAGAAUUGCAAUGGAAAGAGAAAGGCCCAGACAGAAAAAAGUAGGCCAGACAAAGAAAAAAAUAAACAGGAUGAAAACCUAGAGAUCCAAAUUGGAAGAUCAGAAUUGGAAACUGAAGAAUAUAGUGGGGAGAGAAAGAGGCUUGCCAUUAAGAAAAAAGAGCAGAAUGAGAAAUUUGAACAUCAUGGCAAGAAAAAGUUUCAGAAAGGGAAGACUGACGGUCUUUCUGGAAAGCUGCAAAUUAAGAAGCCUCCAGCACAGAAGAGCAGAUCUUGCCGCAAAGAGGAGCUGGACACCAGAACUGGGCAGCCAACUGGGCAGAAACAGAGAUUUGACGAACCUGAUUCAGUUCUUGGAUAUAUGAGACCUAUCAGAAAGAAUACUGUUUCAUUGUCCCCCCAAAAGGGAGGGCAGAAUGGGAAGGCGGAUGUGCAACCACAAAAAAGUGAGCUGAAAGUUGGUAAGGCAAGAUAUUCUCAAAAGAAAGAGAUUCAGGCUAGGAGAAGCAAGUUGCAUGCUGGGAAGAGCAAGGUGAACAUUGAGAAAAAUGAUUUACAUGCUAUAAAGAACAAUGUGGAUGUCCAAAAAAGAGAACCACCGGUUGGGAAGAGCAAGAUAAAUGUCAGAAAAAGUAGAUGGCCUGAUGGGAGAGUGAAAAAAACAGCCCCUGAGGCCAGAGAGAACGCUGUGGAGAACAGCAGAUCAUCUUAUACAUGGAAAGUACCAGCUACUGUCUGGUUUGGCCCAGCAGAAAAUGCAAGCAGCUUUCCAUUCAGCGGGAUGACUGAAUUACUGUAUGGCCAAACAGUUUUAUCAGAUAAAAGAAAACUAUAUGGAACAAAUCCAACAUUGCGUUGUAACCAGGGGCCAAACAUCCAGUCAUGGAAUAGAAUAAACCAAUUACAUCUGAAGAAAAACUACCUUCCACACAUUGGUGUCUCUUUUCAGGAGAGGAAGACUUGGCCAACACAUAUAAACAAUCCCACUGAAAUAUAUACUUCAGAGGUCUCAUCUUCCUGUCCAAGAUGUUCCCAGUGCUGGUGCAAAUGGUUACACCAUAGUUUGUGAAAAUAUGCCCAAGUGCUGGACACUUGUUGCA
Messenger RNA from Crotalus tigris (Tiger rattlesnake), 1964 nucleotides. Its product is annotated as dnaJ homolog subfamily B member 2-like. The transcript has 5 exons. Bases 74 to 1933 code for a protein of 619 amino acids. NCBI's taxonomy places the organism in Eukaryota, Metazoa, Chordata, Lepidosauria, Squamata, Viperidae. Gene Ontology annotation, molecular function: Hsp70 protein binding; ATPase activator activity. Gene Ontology annotation, cellular component: cytosol; endoplasmic reticulum membrane. Gene Ontology annotation, biological process: positive regulation of proteasomal ubiquitin-dependent protein catabolic process; protein refolding. The record is from RefSeq and is a predicted model, not a curated record.